This is a messenger RNA of Leptosia nina, 1251 nucleotides long. NCBI's taxonomy places the organism in Eukaryota, Metazoa, Arthropoda, Insecta, Lepidoptera, Pieridae. The record is from the annotation of a GenBank genome assembly.
AUGUUUACAAUUUUUAUACCUUUAAGAUUUUUACAGCCUUGGUCAAAUAUUUGUUAUUUGCAUUUGUAUACUGAUUUAAAUUAUUUAUUAACUAUUAUAACUCGAAAAACUUCGUUUGAUUCGUGGUGUGUGAAAAUGGAUUAUGAUGAUGAUGAUUUUUAUGAAUAUCCAGACGAUCUGGAACACAGUUUGGGUCCACCACCACCACUAAUGUCUGAAAAUAUGUUUGGGAAUCGUUACCAAAAUGCAUACGGCUUAUAUUCUGGGGGAUAUGGGCCUAUGGGGCGUGAGAUGGGUCGGUUUGGCCCUCCAGGCUUCCCUGGACCACCCCUCGGUUUCGGCCCACCAAUGCCUUACCCUGGCCCUCGAGGGCCUGGAUUGUGGGCUAAAGGACCACCGUUUCCUUCUAGACCACAAAAGAAUGAAGCUAUCAAAUAUUUAAUUAAGUGUGGGGUCCCUCGUGAGCAUUUGAGGAACUUGCCCAGGGAUCUUUUGGAACUUAUUACACCUAAAUAUUGCGGCCUCUGUGCUGUGGAGUUUGAAACUUUUGUUUUGGCUCGCGUGCAUUACAUUUCCAAAAACCAUCUUAAAAAUCAAAAGAAAUGGCAAGUCAAUCAGGGGCAACUUAAUAAUGCGAGCAGGGCGCCUCUCAAGUCCCGCGACCUGUACUGCGAGCUGUGUGACGUCGAGAUCACAUCAAAGACCCACUCCGAGUCUCAUUACUCUGGGAAGGCACAUAAAAGUAUAGUCGAGGGACGCAAGAAACCGAAGAACCCCAUCCUGCUGCAGCCAGGCAUGGAGGAUCGCGUAAAGAACCUCAUUCGCCGGGAGAAAAAGUUCGUUCAUAUGUCGGAGCCGAGUGAGCCAGCAGCGCCGUCUAACGCGGAUGAACUGGCCAAGGUUCCACCAGAACUUCAUUGCGCGAUUUGUAAGACAUUUGUCACUUGUUCAGAACAAAUGACUUUACAUUUGAACGGGAAGAAACAUUUGAACAAGGAGAAGCAGCACAUCUUAAGGAUGAUGAAGGGCGAACAAACGGGAAAUGAUGCAAUGCCAAAGGCCUCCGCCGUCGCUGAAGGUGACCUACUGCUUGCACUCGACGUGGAAUUGGAGAAACUGCCGCCUAUUGAAGACCAAGAAGACAGGAGAGAUGAUAGUGUCAAUAAGACUUCGACGGAGCAAGCAGAGAAUGUAAGCUCUGACUGGGACAAUGAUUACGGAACCUGGGAUGAGCCCGAGACACUUAACUAA